UUUAUUGCUUUGAGUUUAAAAAAAACUAAUAAAAUAUUCAGAGAAAAUUCGGUAAAAUGGCAACUAUGGUUUUGCUUUGGGCAUUGCUAGUUUCCCUCCUGCAAACGAACUGUUCACUUUCUACUGAAGGUCUGCUCUUAAACAUGUCCACUAUACUACGACAACCUUUUCUCUACGACAUUGUCGACCUUGACAACAAAACUAAACGAGUGGGCUACAUUCAAGACUUAAUCAACGAGUUGCAACUUCGUAUGGGGUUUGAAUACAAUUAUUUAAUAGUUCCAGAUGGAAAUUACGGGGCUCCAAUUGGUAACGACACUUGGAAUGGGAUGAUCGGGGAACUAUAUCACGGAAGAGCCGACAUGAUUGCUGCCGACUUAACGGUCAAUGCUUUGAGAUCCGAAGUUGUCGAGUAUACUGUGCCUUUCAUGCGUAUCGAUUUGGGAGUCGUGUAUAAGAAACCGACUGUCAAGUUCGGCGUUCUCGCCUACAUGAUGCCAUUUUCGAACCGAGUUUGGCUCGUUAUUCUCGGCAGCUUGUUCGUGACAUCAGCCGCUUUGUACUUUUUUGGCAUGUUUGAAACUAAUAAAGACCGAUUUGAAAGCGUCGUUUCCUGUUUGUACUUCGGACUCGCCUGUCUUUUCGCCCAGGGGCCCGAAUACUACCCGAAGUCUAUAUCGGCACGAACGACUGCAGUUGCGUGGUGGUUCUUCUCACUGAUGAUGCUGACUUUGUACACUUCAAGUUUGACAGCUAUGUUGACAGUAAAUCGAGUUCAGCUGCCCAUUGAAACUGUUGAAGAUCUCUUGGACUAUCCUGAUUUUCACUAUGCGGUCGAACCGGGCCAGGCUACAAAUUUAGCAUUCAAGUUAACAUCCUACGAGCCGUUUCAGAAAAUGUACCAAGAUAUGAUAAGUCGCGACACGGGAUUCUUUAUCGAUUACAUAGGAAUGGAGCGAGUAAGAUCUCGCAACGACUUCGCAUUCAUUCGAGAAUCUCCAUACAUCGAUUAUGACAUAACUUUUGCACCCUGUGACCUUGAGGUCAUAUACAGUUCGGCAAGCCCAAAAACAGGAGCAGGAUAUGGAUUUGCUUUUCCAAAGGGAUCCCCCCUAGCAGACAUAUUCUCAGCUAAGAUUCUUGAGCUCGUCGAAGAUGGUACAAUUGCGAAAAUACACAAAAAAUGGUUUGUUUUGCGGUCACAGUGUUCAGACAAGAAGAAACUGGCAGAAGAAGUCAGCACAAUCAAUUUCAAGGAAAUACAGGGAAUUUUCUUGACUUUUGGACUGGGUAUUGCGAUAUCGUUUGUAUUGUUUGGCAUACGACUGGCACGGAAAGCAUUGCAAGCCAAAGGAUGCCCGGAGACGAGGUUCAUGCGGAAAAAGAGCCGAUAA
Symsagittifera roscoffensis is the source of this 1394-nucleotide messenger RNA. Its product is annotated as glutamate receptor 1-like. Gene Ontology annotation, cellular component: plasma membrane. The transcript has a single exon. Gene Ontology annotation, molecular function: ligand-gated monoatomic ion channel activity; signaling receptor activity. The coding region runs from base 57 to 1394 and encodes 445 amino acids. The record is from RefSeq and is a predicted model, not a curated record. NCBI's taxonomy places the organism in Eukaryota, Metazoa, Xenacoelomorpha, Acoela, Convolutidae.